This is a messenger RNA of Ochlerotatus camptorhynchus, 4383 nucleotides long. RefSeq names its product bicoid stability factor (gene bsf). Lineage: Eukaryota; Metazoa; Arthropoda; Insecta; Diptera; Culicidae. The record is from RefSeq and is a predicted model, not a curated record. Gene Ontology annotation, cellular component: mitochondrion; nucleus. Gene Ontology annotation, biological process: regulation of mitochondrial translation. Gene Ontology annotation, molecular function: mRNA 3'-UTR binding; protein binding. The transcript has 5 exons. The coding region runs from base 62 to 4222 and encodes 1386 amino acids.
GGCUGACGGCUGUCAAACAGCCGAGAAUCUUCCUCGCGUUUUUCUCAGCACAUCACAAAACAUGGCCUCGAUUUUGCGGUCCAGCAAAUUUGUUCGAUAUAUUGCCGGUUUCACACGGAACAUCGUGUUCAACACGGUCCGCGAGACGGAGGGAAGCUUUGUCCAACAUUCGCAAUGUUUGUGUGGUAAUUCCGUCAGUGGUUUCGCAACGACGGCGGCCAGUGCCAGUCAGGGUCUAGAUCGUUCCCUGAAGCGGCUCGAUGAAGAUGUACGUCGUUCGGGACGUAUCUCAAGGCGGGACCUGGAAGAUGUUCUUGAGGAAAUACGGAUGAAUCGAUCGGCUACCAGUGCGCAAUCGUUACUGGUCAUUCGGUGUUGUGGCAAUCUAGUCCCGGAGGAAUUACCAGAGGUACGAACGGCACUGGUUCAAGAAAUUUGGAAAACCCUUAACAACUUGAAUGUGGCUAUGGACGUUUCUCACUUCAAUGCCUUGCUCAGGGUUUAUCUGGAUAACGAACAUCAGUUCUCGCCGACGGAAUUUCUUACCGAUCUGAAGGCGAAAGGAAUCGAACCGAAUCGCGUCACCUACCAACGGUUGAUUUCGCGCUACUGCCAGGAAGGGGACAUCGAAGGAGCUACCAAGAUUCUGGAAUACAUGCGUGAAAAGCAACUGCCCGUCAACGAGUACGUGUUCAACGCACUAAUCAUGGGACAUUCGCAGGCAGAUGAUUUGGAAUCAGCAACUGGAAUUCUGGCAGUGAUGUCUCAAGCCGGACUGCAUCCAUCAGCAGAUACAUAUACGACCUUGCUGUGUGGAUACGCUCGGAAGGGAGACAUCGAUUAUAUUGUGAAAACGCUGGAGACUUGUGAACAGAAGGAAAUCUAUUUGCUUGACAAGGAUCUGUUGGAAAUAAUCUACUCGCUCGCCACCAACGGUCACGCAGAAAAGAUCGAUCCGUUGAUUGAAAAGAUUCGCAAGCAGGCCGGUUACAACCAAGAUGCAGUGAAUGUUAUCUUGAGACUGAUCAACCGUGGCCAGGAAGACGCUGCAUUCAAAGUACUAAAAACUAUGCCAAGAGCCACAAAAACCGACGGCGAGAUGGCCAAUACCGGAGGAUUCUUGAUCAAACAGUUAGUCAAAGCCAAGAGACCCGUUGCGAAGAUUCUUUCGAUUUGUGAAGAACUUCACAGUUCGGGCAUGAACGUAAAUUCCUAUCUGAUUGCAUUAGAGACUGCGUUGAAAAAUGGAAUCGUUGACGCCGCUUAUGCCUUGCUGAAGACAAUCAAGGAGCAAAAUCAACCAUUGCGGCAGCACUACUUCUGGCCACUGUUGUGUGUCAACGAUCAACCUCAACCUGAAGGAGUUCUAAGCGUUUUGAGGACAAUGAUACAGGACUUUGAUAUGCAACCAAGCAGUGAAACUAUUCGCGAAUAUGUGAUUCCCAAUAUGGGAAUGAAUAAUCACGAAGAGGUUAUUCAGUUGCUAAGAAGUGUUGGCAUUUCCUCUGCAGUGGCCAGUUCCGGAUGCGUUUAUGUUGCAUUGGAGAACAACAAUCUCAAAGAAGCGGCGAAUAUUGCAUCCCGGUACAAGGCAUUCUACUCUCCGGGUGUCUAUCGUAAGCCACUGGUCACGGCUUUGCUCAAUACGAAGGAUUUCAACUCGUACAUCCGUUUCUCUCGUCACUUGUACGACAACAUGCUGCGAAUGAGCUCCAAGGAGGAAGUCAGCGAACAACCUGGAGAAAACGAAUCCAGCUCGCCAAACAUGCAAGCAGAUGUGUUGGGUUCAUUGAUUUACGAUGUCCUAGUUACCUUCAAGAGCAAACGGGUCGAAGCGCUGGAAACAAUUCUUACCGGAUUCGUUAACCAAGGCCUUUCCGUUAGCAACUCGCAAGCGGAGCGAAUCCAAGACAAGCUAGGUGCUGACAUGACAACCGAAAUUUCUACAAUGUUGAGCAAAUUAGCCGCCGGAGAUUUGGAACCGGUACAGCUGGAAAGUGUAAACCAGAGAACCAAAACACCCAUCUCUAACUUCUCGAUCCCGCAGUUGGAACGACUCAUCACUGACCUGCAAGCUCGGGGAGAGAAUACUAAUUCCUUCAAGAAUCAGCUGAUCCGUAAUACGAUUCGAGCUAACGAUGUCGCUAAGACGGAGGAAGUUCUGAACCGCCUUGAAGAGGAAAGCUACGUUAUUCAGCCAGGAGUAUACGCGCAAGUAAUCGAACUGUACGCCAACAGUGGAAAAAUUGAGGAAGCUUUUGCCCUGUUGGACAAAGUUAAGACGAAGCUGCCGGAUUUUGAGCUGGACGAUACGAAGAUUAUCCGACUAGCGCAAGCCUUAUUGAAUCAAGAACGGUUCGAUGAAGCUUUGAAGUUCAUUGCCACAAACAAGGCAACAACUGAGCGCGACGCAAAGGACGUCGAUUUCAACUACAAUAGCGCCUGCUGGAGGCUGUUGAACACGUUGGCCGACAUGGGAAAAGCUGAUGAGGUGAACAAACUGUUCAAGCAGCUGCUGGACAAUGGAUACAUUAUGCCGCAGAACAUCUUCCUGGGGGCGUUGAUCAAGGUUCACGUUAUCAGGGAUGAUAUGCAAACGGCCAUUGCAGUAUUUGAAGAAAUUUGUCAGAAAUAUCGAACUACCCCCUGGAAAACGGAACUCACCUGCCGAUUGAUCCAAGCGGAGGACGCCACCAAUUUGCAGCGUCUCACCGACCUCAGCACAGAAGUCCACGGUGAAGUGAACAGCCUGUACGAUUUGGUGUUUGCUUUCGUUGACUGCGGCAGAAUUCGCCAGGCGAGGAAGAUCCUGGAAACUCCUGGACUGCGUACGCGCGGGCAACGUAUUGAGAGCGCUUGCGAACGGUACCACGUGGAAGGCAAAACGCACAGCUUGGAAGGUCUGAUGGAAGCCACCAAGGAUUUGAAUCAUAUUGACCGAUCGGCCAUCUAUUAUAAAUUGCUCAAGAGCUAUAUCAACGAGAAACAACCGGAAAAGGCUCUUGGUCUGUGGACAACAAUGCAGGAGGAAGACGAAGCACCUACAGACGAAUUCUUGAUUGAACUGUCCAACUUUUUGAAAGCUAACGGAUACGAAGUACCGUUCGUCGCGCCGAAUGCACCAGUUCCUACCAGAAAGACGACGAAGGUGGAAGAGAAUAUCAAGUCCAGUGCCACAAGACCCGCCGACCCGAAGAAGGUUUUGUCACCUACUCUCAAGGAGUUUAAGGCAGCAUCCAAAUCGGGCGAUGUUGAUCGACUUCUUGUGGCAAAAGAAAAGUUAACUGGAAACGACAAAUUGAAUCUAACCGAGCAGUCGCUGGUAAUCGAAGCAUUGGUCAACCGUGAUCGUCUGAAUGAUGCAUCGAAGUUGGUACUAGAGUUGCUUGAACAAAACCUCCAUCCGAUUCCGCGUAUUUUCAAAUACUUCCUCAACAAACUGGCAACAUCUGGUGAUUUGGCUACGUUUGAGCAUAUCGGCGAGAUGAUUACGGACGAAGUGAAACGACUGAUCUCAUUUGAUAAUCGCCUUUGCCACGCCCACAUUGCCGGUGGAAACGUAGAACAGUACAUUAAAAAGCUAGAAGACACAGUAGAUUCGAUAAAGUCGAAGGAAGAAGCUGAAGCAGCUGCGAAACAUUUUCCGAUUGGAGGGGCCGCUGGGAUUCUUUCACAACACCCGGAAAUGCAAGAUCGAUACAAGACAAUCGCAGAAAAGUACGUCAAGUAUGAUCUUAUUGCACCAAUGAACGCUCUGUGGACGCAUCACUUCAUGGCAAACAACGCAGAACAGGCCAAGCAAAUCUGGGAUGCUCACCUGAUCAACAGUCCGAGGGUCAUGUUCCAGAAGAUCAUUCAACAUGCCAGAGAAACGAACGACGAUGCCAUGGUGCGUCGUUUGAUUGAACAAUUGAAAGAUUCGAAAGUUUCCGAGAACGGUAUGGGUAUAAUUUACAGUUGCCUGAUCGACGCACUGGUAAGCAAGGACCAAGCUGCCCAAGGUCUGGAUGCGCUGAAAGACGGUCUAAAGGUUAUCUGCUUGGAGCACUUCAAUCGGUCAGCACUGAGAAGGCUCAAAGAUAAAGUGACAGCGGCUGGACAUGAAUUCCCCUACACAAUUCCCGAACGGCAUGCCAACAAAUUGCACGACACUUCCAGCAGCAGCAGCGGUAGCAGUAGUAGCAGUGACGAUGAAGUUACUAGAGCUAGAAACACUAACUAAAUCCGUAUUUCUCGCUAAAUUCCUUACCUCCGUUACAAGGAAGCAUUUCGGAUAUCACAGAAAGCUAUUGCACCAAGGAGCUGUUGUAUUCUAAUAGUUUAUCAUUCAUUAUGCUGUACCACCCAAAAUAGUUUUAAAUAGAUGUAUUAUAAUACGCUGGA